UCUAAUGGCGGCCAUGUGAGUAAACGUCAAGUGACGAACAGAACUCUAAAAACUAAGCCAAAAAAGUCAGUUUUCAAAGCGAUAUGGGAUCUUCCAAGAAGCACAAAGAAAAGGAUAGAGAUAGGGAUCGUGAAAGGAAGCGUGAUAGAGAAAAAAGACACGAUAAAGAUAAACAUAAACAGAGAAGAAGAUCUCGGUCUCCACGCGAUCGGGAUGAACGUUAUGAAAGAAGAAAAGAGGACGUAGACAGCGAGACAGAAAGAAAGAAAUCAAGGGGUGUUUAUGAUGAUGAUGAUGAUGAUGGUUUAUUACAGUAUGCAAUGGAAGAGUCGACAAGAGAGGAAAUGAUAUCAGAACCUCCAUCAAAUCAAAGGGCUGGUGGUGAUGUCUCCCUCAGCAUUGAAGAAACCAAUAAAAUGAGAAUAAAACUUGGAUUGAAGCCACUUCAAGUUGAUGACAGUUCUGACAAAUCAGAAGAGAAAAAGACCUCACUUUUAGAUGAUGUUCAUGUCCCAGCUAUUAAUAUCAGAGAAAAAGAAGAACAAGAAAAAAUGAGAAGGAAACUUGAGGAAAUAAGAGAAAAAAGAAAACUUUACAAAAAGCUGAACAAAGUCAAAGUUCUUGGUGAUAGCGACAGUGAUGAUGAAAGUGCUGCAAGUUGGGUAGUAAAAAGUAGACAAAAAGAAAAGGAAAAAGAGAUGGCAGCAAAAAGGGCUCAAAUGCUGGCAGAGAUGGAUGAAGAAUUUGGGAUUGGUGAAUUAAUAAAUGAGGAAUUUGGUCCUAAAUCAAAGUCAUAUUCAUCUAAAGAUCUCAGAGGACUAAAGGUGGAGCAUGAUCAAACAACCUUCAAGGAGGGAGUAACAACAAUACUUACUUUAAAAGACCAAGGUGUUCUGGAUGAAGAGGAUGAAGUACUAUAUAAUAUCAACAUAGAAGAUAAAGAAAAGGCUGAAAAAAACAUUGAAAAGAGAAAAAAGAAGUCAGAUUAUCAACCGUACGAUGAAUCAGAUGAAAAUGAAAUGUUUAAAAUGAAAGGAGUUUUAGAAAAAUAUGAUGAAGAAAUCGAAGGAGCAACCAAAAAAUCUUUCGUGCUUGAGUCUGGAGGUAAAUUUGAUGCCAGCAAAGAGGAUGAUCUAGAAACGAUGAAAGCAAAGUUAAGAAAACAAAUGGUUUCCCUCGAAAUGGAAAGACCAAAGGUGGCUUCAGAAUACUACACUGAAGAAGAAAUGGUUAAGUUCAAAAAACCCAAGAAGAAAAGAAAAGUCAGGAAAAGAGAAGUAUUGAAGGCUGAUGAUUUGGAGACCAUCACAACAGGUUCAAUGACAGGGGCUGGUGAUCAUGGUUCACGGAAAAUGAAGUCCAGAUCAAGAGGUGCUGACAGUGAGAACUAUGGAGAAGAAAGCAUGGAGAUAGCACCAAUAGAGCCAAGCAAUGAAGAAAACUUUUACAAUCCAGAAAUCCAAGAUGAUCAUGACAUUGUUUUAGAAGAUGACGAUGCUCAGCUGGAACUAGAGAUUGCACUGCAAAGGUCUCGAAGAGCAAAAGUGAAAAAAGAUCUGUCGGGAGCAGAUAAGGUAGCACAAGUCCUGGCUACUGCUUCAAGACAAGAGACAUCAGACGAUACACAAGGAGCAUCUAUUGUUAUUGAUUCAACGUCAGAGUUUUGCCGGACACUUGGAGAAAUCCCAACAUAUGGAUUGUCAGGGAAUCGUGAAGAAGAGGAAGAGGAAGACGCUGAAGCUGAGAUGGACAUCGACAAGGAACAUGAACCCCAAGGGGGGUGGGAGUGGGUCAAAGCACAAGAUGACAAGAAAAACCAGAAUGCAGAACAACUAGAAGAGGAUAGCCAUGUUCUUGAUGAGGAACCAGUCGUUGGGUCUGGAAUUGCAGCUGCUUUACAGCUAGCAACCAAGAAAGGCCUUCUGAAUCCCCAGGGAAAGCGAAAACGUGAAGAAAAGUUCGUAGCAGAGCUGCCAUCUGUUGGUGUCAUCGAUGAAGAUAAAAUGAGAGGAGACGACAAAGACAGAAGUCGAUCUGGAAGGGACAGAGAGCGUGACCGUGACUAUGACAGAGAUAGAGACAGGUAUCGAGUGGAAAAGGAUGGAUAUAAACCUAACAUCAAACUGGAUUACGUAGAUGAACAUGGACGACAAAUGACACCUAAAGAGGCUUUCCGUUAUCUGUCACAUCGUUUCCAUGGAAAAAUGCCGGCAAAGCUGAAGACAGAGAAACGAUCCAAGAAAAUCCAAGAGGAAGUCUCGAUGCAGAAAAUGAGCUCAGUAGAUACUCCCCUCAACACGGCUGCUCUGCUCAAGGAGAAACAGAAAGAAUCACAGUCUCCUUACCUUAUCCUCAGCGGCGGUGGAAAUACAUUAUCUGCAGGCACGACUAUUUCAAAAAAGAAGUAAUGACGGCUCAUCCAACCCAUCCACAGUAGCGAGAAACAGCUGAAAGGUUCUGCUGCAGGCUCACGUGGAUUGAAUAGCGGUUAAUUAUUGGACCCAUUCCACUCUCACCUUGAAGACAAACACGCCUCUCAACUUUUAUUAWAUAUACUUUGUUCAAAUAGCUAAACACUGAAUGAAUAAAAUGUAGUUUGUUA
This is a messenger RNA of Actinia tenebrosa (Australian red waratah sea anemone), 2602 nucleotides long. RefSeq names its product U4/U6.U5 tri-snRNP-associated protein 1. Gene Ontology annotation, cellular component: U4/U6 x U5 tri-snRNP complex. Lineage: Eukaryota; Metazoa; Cnidaria; Anthozoa; Actiniaria; Actiniidae. Gene Ontology annotation, biological process: mRNA cis splicing, via spliceosome; maturation of 5S rRNA. The record is from RefSeq and is a predicted model, not a curated record.